Drosophila rhopaloa is the source of this 1005-nucleotide messenger RNA. Its product is annotated as trypsin delta-like. Gene Ontology annotation, molecular function: serine-type endopeptidase activity. Gene Ontology annotation, biological process: proteolysis. The record is from RefSeq and is a predicted model, not a curated record. NCBI's taxonomy places the organism in Eukaryota, Metazoa, Arthropoda, Insecta, Diptera, Drosophilidae. The transcript has a single exon. The coding region runs from base 9 to 776 and encodes 255 amino acids.
UGUACAAAAUGCUUAUCCAGUGGAUUUUCCUGAUCUCCACCGUCACCCUGGGUUCUGCCGGUUGGAUUCAGGAGCGAAUUGUGGGUGGUCACUUGGUGCCCAUAUCAGCGGUUCCGUGGCAGGCUGCUCUUCUUAGAAAUGGCACUCUUAAUUGCGGUGCGGUUAUCUACAGUGAUCAGAUCCUUAUAACGGCAGCACACUGCUUGUCCAAUAAUACUUCCGAACUGUCCAUCCGAGUUGGCUCUUCGAUCUGGAACUACGGAGGUCAAGUGUUAGAGGUAGCCGGUUUAGUGGUGCACAAAGAUUUCCGUGUAUUACCAAACAAAAUUGUGGUCAACGAUAUAGCCGUGAUUCGAGUGAAAUCCAGUCUCAAAAUGGGGCGUUCUGUUCGCUCCAUUCCUUUGGCAAAUAGUUCGCCCAAAAACGGAUCUUCUGCCUCGGUUUCUGGAUGGGGACGGAUCGGAUUUAAAGAAAGUAUUUCUGACUCCUUACUUGAGGCCACGGUGGACAUAGUUGAUCAGGAAAACUGCCAGGAAUCCUAUGGGAAAGGCAUUACCAAAGAAUUGAUCUGUGCCGCUGCCCAGGGAAAAGAUUCCUGCUCCUUGGAUUCUGGCGGUCCUCUGGUGUCCGGAGGCAAACUGGUUGGUAUUGUCUCAUUCGGAGAAGGAUGCGGUGAUCCAAAUUACCCUGGAGUCUAUGUUAAUGUUGCUGAGCUCAAGCCUUGGAUCUUGAAGGCUAUUAAAUCGUUUUCUUGUCCAUGUACAGGAACCAUUUGAGAGUUACAGGCAAUCAUAAAAACUUAAUAAUAAUUCGGAAAAAUUCAAUUCAAUUUGAACAACAUCUUAUUACGAAUAACUACUUAAUAUGGUUUAAACAUUAUUAAUAAAUUUAACAGUCAUCCUUUUAAAAUGUUAUUUUGCCUUCUAUUAUCAAAGUUAAAUAUAGCCUUAUAACAUGAAUUUGAACCAUUUAAAUGAAAGAAUAAAUAAGCAACAAUCUCUUAAA